This is a messenger RNA of Alligator mississippiensis (American alligator), 6493 nucleotides long. RefSeq lists its product as uncharacterized. Lineage: Eukaryota; Metazoa; Chordata; Crocodylia; Alligatoridae. The transcript has 3 exons. The coding region runs from base 241 to 1281 and encodes 346 amino acids. The record is from RefSeq and is a predicted model, not a curated record.
GAGCUUAGCAGCUGAUCAGCACAGGCUCCUGCCUUCACAGCACUAGCUUUCACAGGGCUCGGAAACCUACGGCCCAGGCCUGCCCCCAGGACACCACUGCCACCAGCUGCAACCCUGCGCCAUCACCAGCCACCCAGGCAUGAUUCCCUGAGCCUGCUGCUGACAACCACUACUCACUGCCACCUGCUGGAGCCUCCUCAAAUCUGCUGCCACCCACCAAGCCUGCUCCCAGCCACUGCUAUGCCAGGCCCUGCACCCACUGACACUCAGGUACGGGGGCCCAACUGGACACAUGCAGAGACCUCUGACAUCAUUGCCAUCUGGGGGGACAUUGAGGCCCAGCAGCAGUUUGCCCAUUCUACCAGGGCCAAUGCCCAUAUGUUCAAGGAGAUGGCCCGCCGGAUGCAAGAGUGCGGUCACCAGCGGACUGGCCAACAGUGCCGGGUGAAAGCCAAGGCCCUGAGGGCACAAUAUAUCCACUUCCGGGACAAUAAUAAGCAGUCAAGGGCCACCCCCAGGACUAUGCCCUUUCUCCAUGAGCUUGAGAAGAUCCUGGCCCCCACAGACCCUGGUGAGCCCCACCAGGUGUUCAGCAGUUGUGGUCUAGAGAAGCCCAUGAGCCAGGAGGACUCUCUGGGAGAGAGCACCUCGGGGCUCCCACACCAGGUCCCAGUGCACUCCUUGCUCUCAGCUUCACCCACCAGUUCAGGCAGCCCAGGCCACCAUCUGCCCUGGCUAUUCUGGAGGUGGCCCAGUGAGGAUGACAGGGGAGGGAUGUCCCCUGCAGAUGCUAGCUCCAGUUCGUCACAGGAGGGAGCUACUACCCGGCUGGCCAUCUGCCAUGCCUCACUACCCUGGGAAGCAUCAGCCUUCCAGACCUCAUCUCUGUGGCCAGGAACAACGCCCAACCAUGGGGAGCAUCUUCCAUACCCACCCGACCCAGCUGCUGGACAUGGGGGAGAACUACCUGGCAAUCACAGAAAUGGGACCCCAAGGACACCUGAAGACACUGCAAGUGCACACAACAUGCGCCGGCUCCGUCAGUGCAAGAGCCAGGAUUGGACAGCUCUCCUCAACCGGCUGGUCACUGUGUCUGAGGAGCAGCUUGAGGAGAGUCGGACCUGGCACCGCUGCUGGCUGCACGAGUUCCAUGAGAUGCGUCAGGCUAUGGAGCAAUCAGACUGCGAAGACCGUGAGGCAUGGCGGGUGGAGAGCGAGGUACUCCAUGCCCUCCUUCAGAGGCUGGUGGAGGCCCAGGAGGACCAGCGUGAUGUGGUGUAAUAGUUUCAUAGUUUCAUAGUUGGUAGGGUCAGAAGGGACCUAAGUAGAUCAUCAAUUCUGACCCCUUGCCAUGGGCAGGAAAGAAUGCUGGGGUCAAAUGACCCCGGCUAGGUGAUUAUCUAGUCUCCUUUUGAAGACCCCCAGGGUAGGAUUGAGCACCACUUCCCUUGGAAGUUGAUUCCUGAUCGUAGCCACCCUGACUGUGAAGUAAUGAGGACAAUUGGCACGUCACUGACUCUGUGCUGUCCACGGCAGUGUUUGGCACUACUCCUGGCAUCCUAGCAGCUGGCCAUGGGCCUGCCUCAGAACCUCCAGUGGUCAUGACUGCAGAUGCAGCAUCGCCUCAGCCCCUGCACCGUUCCUGGCCUCCGGGCACUUGGCCACCCUGCUUUGCCCACCAUCCUCUGUUCACCCCAGCUGCAUGCAGCCCCUGAGCAGGAGUUGGUUGUGGCAGGGCCAGCUCCCCAUGCAGGCCUUCCUUGCGUGGGCCCUGUGGAGGAGGAGAGGAAGUGGGUUGGAAAGCACCCACCCUCACCCUUAGCCCCUUGGGCUCACCGUGGCACCCAGACCUGAGUAGCUGACAGCCAAGGCUAGGGUGCCAAGCACCUCCCUCUAGGCUCUGUGCCCUGGGUGCUUCCUCCCCACUGUUCCUCCCCUGACACUUGUAAAUCAGUCACUCAGUCAGUCUCAAGCCCACACCAAGCAUUAGGGAAUGUUUGAUGUAGCAAUAACUUUCCUCCAUUCGUCCUGGUCUUUUGCAAUCCUUGUACAAUCAGUCAGUUUUAAUCCCAUCCAGUUUUGAUGUUGGUGGUCCAUCUUAUCCUAGGUCUUCCUCCUCUUUUUCCUCCAUCCACAGCACCCUGCAGGAUGGUGUUGGCAAAGGUGCCGGGCCUUCUUGUUACAUGUCCAAACCAUUGCAUCUCGCUUCUUCUUAUGAUUUCAAGUAAGGGUUCAUAUUUGCUGACUUCUUGUCUGAUUUGAUCUUUCACAGAUUCAUUUGUUCAUUUGUGCAGUGUAGGUUGUGUAGAAGUCUUUUGAAUCACUUCAUUGCAAAGGUCUCAAUUCACUUUUCCAAUGCUCUGGUGGAUGUCCAUAUCUUGCAGCCAUAAAGAAUUGUUGAAAUUACAACAGCAUAUAGUAGAUGGAAUUUCGUUUUCAUUGUGAUGUUGCUGCUAGUCCAUAUUUUCUUCAGCUUUGCUAGUUGUCCAGCGGUGAUGGCUAUUCUUGUUUUUACUUUUUUUCUGAUGUAGCAUCUUCUGUGAUGGUUGCUCCAAGUUAUUUAAAGUGUGUUACUGUUUCUAGUUUCUCAUUAGCAAUUUUUUUGGAGGCAUCAUCAUUACUACUGGCUGAUGUUAUCUUUAGUUUGCUCUUCUGCACACUAAUUUUCAUUCCAUGUCUCUUUGUAGCCUUAGGCAGCCUUUUUUGUUAUUUCCUUAAGGUCAUUUGCAGUUCCAGCUAUUAGAUCAAUGUCAUCAGCAAAAUUUAUCAUCCUCCAACUGACACUGCCAGUGAAGUUCUCUAUGGCAUCUGACUUGGUUUGUUCCAGGUAUAAAUUAAAUAAGCGUCAUGAGAAAAGACAACCUUGGCAUUCUCCUACUGAUGUUGCAAACCUGUCCAUAAUGUUGUUCUCCACCACUUGUAUUGUUGUAGAGUUCAUCUAUAAGACUUAUCAAUGUGGAACUGAUGUUAUGGUUCUUUAUUGUCAGACAAAGUGCUUUUUGCCACACCCUGUCAAAAGAUUUUCUAAAGCCUAUGAAAUUAUGAUGGAGUUCUUUUUGGUGGUCAUGGUACUUUUCACAUAUGAUUCUAAGGUUGAAGACCUGUUCUAUGGUGCUUCUUCCAGAUCUGAAUCCAGCUUGUUCUUCUGCUAAUACAUUUUCUAUUUGUGGCAUGAGCCUAUUUAAUAUUAUUCUAAGAAGCACCUUACUUAGACGACUGAUGAGGUUAAUGGUGCAGUAUUUGGUACAUUGGCGUAGAUUCCCUUUCUUUGGGAUAGGGAUUAUUAUUGAUUUUGUCCACUGCAGUGGCUGGGUUUUCCUUUUCCAUAUCUUAUUGCACUUGUAAAUAGACAUCUGUAAGUAGCUUAAUGGGGAAGAGGGUGCUUUGUUGGUGGACUGCAUUGGAGUUGUGGGGGAGGCUGUUGUUGAGAGGAAAGGAGAGAGCCUGUUGUUGUGGGGGUGGGGAGGGGAGCGAGGGUCCUGCUGGUGUUUUGGGGAUGGAAAUAAAGUUUGGGGUUUGUUGAAAACUGUCUACAGUUUACGUGUUCUUGCUGUUGCACUGUUGGCCUGAGGUGUGUGGGCAACUGCACAGGCACCCUACUGCAGGGGAUGGUGAAGGAGGUGGUCUGCGAGCACCUUGUGGAUACAGUGCCCUGGCUGCCACUGCUAGGUGCAGUCUGAGGAGUGUCCAUGGUAUGCUGGGCACAGGCUCUUGGGACAGCAUCCUAGGGCUCUGUCAGCAAGCUGCAGACUUCUUGAGGCCAGAGAAGCUUGUGGCUGGGGAACAAAACAUGGGGCACCCUUUUAAAGAGCGAGGAUGGUGCCCAGGUGGCUGUGGCCAGCUGUGGUUGACUGUGGGCAUCUCUGGCUGGUGGUGGCUGGCUGCAGGCAGAGACUGGAGCUACAGUGGGACAGAGCAAGGCAAGAGCAUCCCUGGCAUAAACAGCUCUGAUCCAGCUCAAAUUGCUGUUGUCCUGGACCAUUGUGUAGAUGCUGUACCCAGAAGUAGUUUAAUCCAACUCAAAAUUCUCCAGAGUUUAUUGCUUCACAUUAAUUGCAUGUGUGAUAAUACAGAGGUCUCUGAUGAAAUCCCAGCCAAUAAAAUACAAAGAGGAGCCACAAAUAUUGUUGCUGCCUCAAAUUCCAAUUGUUAGGGAAGAUUUAUUCAUCACUAUGCUAUUCCCAUCAAACAUAUCUUCCUGAAUCCCAAAACUAUACUACACCAACCAUGUAUUUUUCAUUUUUUUUUUCAAAUAAAACAUCUCUCUGUAUCACUUUACAGAUUUUGUAAAGUGAAAGACUUGAUACAUAGCCCACUGAAGUCCUUGGAAAGACUUCCAUAGACUUCAGUAGCCUGUAGACCAGUCCCAAAGUGCAUGUCUAAGGAUAGAACACUGACUGUUCUGGGAUGUGUCCCAGCAUAGCUGAUCUACUUAAUUAGAUUGCCCAUUGUCCUGCCUGCUGAUUCUACAGGACAAUGGGUGACAUGUUACAAUGUUUAUUCGUUAUCCCUGUAGUGUGACACAGGUCAAGGCUGGGGGUGAAUUUUAGCUUGAUAGCACAGUGUUUCCCAUCCAGUGUGCCGUGACACAAAAAUGCCAUCAGAAAUGAAUAAAUGUGCCACAGAAUUUUGCAAUGGCAAUGUGCAACAAUGAGCUAUAAUAGGUAUGAGGAUGGGGAAUGUCUUAACAGGUGUGCUGCAGAAAAAUUUUAUUCAUGUAAGUGUGCCUUGGGCUGAAAAGGUUGGGAAAUGCUGUGAUAGCAGUUAGCUUAUACUUAUGGUUUAAGUUUAAACCAGAGCACCGGAAGUGGCUUUGAGGGGAGGAGUGGAGGCCACAGGAUCAGGAAGGAAUUUUACCCUUUGGUCAGACUGGUAUGGACUGUGGGGGUUUUGCCUUCCUUUUUAGCAGGGGAGCAUUGCCUGCUACCUGGGACCCCUUGAGCAUAUAUUGAAUCAACAAGGGUGUUAGGUCUAUAUUGUCUCAAGGUUGAGGGUAGUCUUAUGUAGAAUUUAGAUCAUGAUUGUAUAGGAUGGUUGGAAUAGAUUGUAUAGUAUGGUUGGGAUAAAUUAUGAUUGCAUAGAAUGGUUGGGAUGAUCCUGUCUCAGGCAGGGGGUUGGCCUAAAUGACCUCUAGAGAUCCUUUCCAGCCCUAUUUCUCUAUGACUCUGUGACAAGACUGUAAACUGAAGCUCCAAGCCUACAGCUAAAAAAGACUGAGUAAGCAGGGCCAGAUGCCAAGAGGGCAGAGGCUAAGACCAGAGGGCUGAAGGGCCUAGAGCCUGAACAGGUGAGACCAGGGCUGGAACCCAGCAGCCAAGGUAUGGGGCAAUGGAUCUGGGCUGAGGGGCCCAGCCAGAAAAAGAGAGCCAGGGCUGGAAGGCCAAAGUGUGGAUAGAGGUUUAAAGCUUGAGGGGCCAAGUGCUGUGUUGGGGGUCAAGAGCUCCCUUCAAAUCUAUACCAAGUGACACUUGUGAGGCAUGGGGUGUGGCUAUAGGGUAGGACAGAAGUCAUGAUUCUAGCCCUUAAGGUAAUAAGGGCAGUUGGGGCUGGAGCCCCAGUGAUGGAUAGACUGUGUGGCCAAGGUAGGAAGAACAUCCUGAGCUUGCUGGUUUCUGAGGGCAGCCCCCACACUUUAACAUCAAAGUGUGGCAGAAGAGACAGGAGGGUAGAACCCAGAGAGGCCAGAGUAGGGCAGGAUCAAGACAACCACUAAUGGGCAACACAGUCACUGUCACAGCCUGUCCUGCUACAGUAGUCUAAUAAACAUCAGAUCCUCAAAAGAAUAUUCCCAUAUUCCAGUGAAACAAGGACACUGCAACAGAAGACUACAGUAAAAGCUUGCAAUGAAAUUAAAAGUUGAAUUAUUCAUGUUGUCCUGGUUCUGUUCAGGUGCAAAGGAAGGAAGGGGUGAAAAACCCCUGCUCUGCCCCCUCUCCUCAUAAGUUUGUUUCUGCUCCCUGACAUAGCCCAGGCAGAAAUUAGAAAUGGUAGGGCUGGCUCUGGUUUACAGUAGUUGAAGACAGGUGUACGGGGGUUCUGCUGCACCACACCUGUUCCUAUGAUGAUGAUGAACAGACUGGGCCAAUGAAUGCAAUCAUAAAUUUGAUCCUGGAAAAGGAUCUUCACCUUUUUGCCUCAAACUUCUAGUUCCACAGCAACAGAAUGAGAAGUCAAGUUUGGCCCUCAGAUUUCAACUAUCCUACCCAAUGUUUUCCAUAGACAAGUCAAUCCGGGAAAAAGCAGAUUCAGGUUUUCAAACCACACACACUAACUAUUCCACCAAAUAUUUCAGCACAAGAGGAAAAAGGGAAAUGGAGGAACUAAAGGGAUAAAGAAAGAGGCAAGAAAAUGAUAUUUAAUGAAAUUAGAAUGGAUUGGUUUUCAAUCUGUAACUGUAACUUUUAUAACAGUCUAAUCUUCUGUUGUUAACAUUUUAUAAAAUUAUUGUAAGAAUGUCAGAAGAUGCAAAAUAAAUUAAUUCCUAUUUUUUUAA